Cherax quadricarinatus is the source of this 704-nucleotide messenger RNA. RefSeq lists its product as uncharacterized. Lineage: Eukaryota; Metazoa; Arthropoda; Malacostraca; Decapoda; Parastacidae. The record is from RefSeq and is a predicted model, not a curated record.
AGCAGGUGUUGCUAGAAGUCAUCCCACAGCAUCGAGAUCAGGAACCAGUGGUCACCAUGCGUGUAGUUGUGGUCAUCGGUGUUGUGGUUCUGGCUACGCUGCCGCUCUGCAAGGCUGUUAAGAAUGACGAAGCUGAAACACUGAGUGAAGAUAAAGAAAGAGACAAUCGUUGCUUGUUUGGUCUUCCUCCUGCAUAUGGCAUCCGCAUAUUCUGUUAUCGCAUCAAAAAUUGGAUUGACACUACAGGAGCAGCUAUCUUAGUGGGAUCCAACAGCAGCAACGUGACUGCUCUGACCAGCUCACAGGUGAUCGUCUUGUUCUUCAAGUCACUCUGCUCUUCUACAAGAAUACAAGACGUGCAGAGGAGAAAUUGGAACUUUUUCGGCCUUACUUUCAAUCCCAUCAAUGAUGUAUGUAACCGAGUGUACAGCUUCCUAACCACCACAGGAAGUGCCAUCAUGCAGGGAGCCAGCACUAACGCUACACUGCUUACACCAGGACAGGUGUUAGUCAGUGCUUUCAGAGCUGUGUGCAACACUUCCAGAAAUCAAUAACGUGUAUAACGAUGAGAACUGCUCCGUAAGGCACUGAAUCCACGUUAACACCAUUAUUAUUAUUAUUAUUAUUAUUAUUAUUAUUAUUUUAUUAAUUAUUAUUAUUAUUAUUAUUAUUAUUAUUAUAUUUUUUUUUUAUUAUUAUUAUUA